UGAGGAAUUGGGACAGGCAAAGGGGUGUCCCUUGGAGUAAAGGGGUUGGACAGGGUGUACCUUGGGGUGAGGGAGUGGGCAGGGUGCCCUCUGUAGCGAGGGGUGGUACAGGAGACAGUGUGACCACUUAUAGUGAAGAGGGAACGGGGUAUGUUGUGGCCACUGUAGAUGUUCAUCUGUCCAUUGUGUCCAGGGGACAAGGUGACCUCUGCAGGGAGGGAGAGCCUUAGUGGGAAGGUGACCUCCAUAGUGAGGAUAACCAGGUAUCAGGGCCCCCACUGCUGAAUGGUUCAUUGGGGAAAUGUGUUUAUCCUGGUGAGUGUGUUCUGUAAUGGUUCAGAAGGGCAAGCUGUGCCUGAGAAAACUUAAGGACUUUUUUGCUCAAACCAAGUCUGCAAUGGGGUGGUGUUAGAGCUUGUUCCUGCCGCAUGUGGAUUCAGUAGGAUCUGAUCAACUGAGGUACAUUGCGUGAGAAAGGUAUAUCCAUAUCCUGGAGCCAUGGCAUGCACCUGUGGGAAUUGGAGACAGUGGAUCCGCCCCUUGGUUGUACUCCUGUACAUAGUGGGUGUGGUGGUUGCUAUUCCUCUCUGUGUCUGGGAGCUGCGAAAAUCUGAGGUUGGAACUCACAAUAAAGCAUGGUUCACGGCAGGUAUUUUUGUGUUUAUGACCAUUCCAAUAUCGCUUUGGGGCAUCUUGCAACAUUUAGUGCAUUAUACUCAACCAGAAUUACAGAAACCAAUAAUAAGGAUCCUGUGGAUGGUACCUAUUUAUAGUUUAGACAGUUGGAUAGCACUGAAAUACCCUCACAUUGCUAUAUAUGUUGAUACAUGUCGGGAAUGCUAUGAAGCAUAUGUCAUCUAUAAUUUCAUGAUCUUCCUACUGAGCUAUUUGACCUAUCAGUACCCAAACUUGGUGAUGCUACUGGAAGUUAAAGAUCAACAAAAACAUCUGCCCCCACUCUGCUGCUGUCCAUCUUGGCAUAUGGGAGAGGUGCUGCUGUUUAGGUGCAAGCUUGGAGUCCUGCAGUAUACAGUUGUCAGACCAUUUACAACAAUAAUUGCUUUAAUCUGCGAGCUCAUUGGAGUUUAUGAUGAAGGGAACUUCAGCUUCAAGAAUGCUUGGACGUACUUGGUUAUAAUUAACAAUCUUUCACAGCUAUUUGCCAUGUAUUGCCUUGUGUUAUUUUAUAAAGUGCUACGAAAUGAAUUGAACCCCAUCCAGCCAGUGGGCAAGUUUCUCUGUGUGAAACUGGUAGUCUUUGUAUCCUUCUGGCAAGCUGCCUUUAUUGCAUUACUUGUGAAAGUUGGGGUGAUAUCUGACAAACGCACAUGGGACUGGGAAAGUGUGGAAGCUGUGGCUACUGGUCUACAGGAUUUUGUAAUUUGUAUUGAAAUGUUCUUUGCCGCGAUUGGUCAUCAUUAUAGCUUUUCCUAUAAGCCCUAUGUACAGGAAGCUGAGGAAGGCUCCUGCUUGGAUUCAUUUCUUGCCAUGUGGGAUAUCUCUGACAUCAGAGCAGACAUAUCAGAACAAGUGCGGAACGUUGGAAGGACUGUGCUGGGUCGACCAAGGAAAACAAAUGUUACUGUAGAAGAAGAGCACAAUGAACAUACCAGCCUUCUCUCUUCAGCGAGCCAGGACCUGAAUUCUGACACCUCAUCUCUCCCACCUUCUCCAAUGGGAUACUAUCAAGGAUUUGGACAAACACAUGCAGCUCUUGCACCCCAUGAUUUACCAAAAGAGAGAGAAAAUGAAGAUGCCUUAAAUUCUGUGCCCAGCAAUUCACCAUAAAACUCCUGAUCAAGAUGUAUGCAUUGUUGCUUAAAUUAUGACCUCAAGUUUGCUUUAAAGCCACAUCCUCAGAUGGUACUAUGGAUAACCAGACUGAGCAUUAUGGAUGAACUCGACUUGAAAAAUUUAAAUAUAGAAAUCUAAUGCUGUAUAUUAAAAUAAGCAAACUGAUAAUGAUUGAUUAGUGUUGAACCAAUAUAUGUACAGAACUUUGUGGUUUUAAGAAAAGUCAUAUGAAAUAACUAACUGUAUUGUAUAGAAUGUCUGUAAUGGUUUUUAAUGGAAGAAAUUGCAAAAUGUUGUCCAAAGCAUUGCAGAAUUCAUCAAAUAUCUCCCAAAUUACUAAUUAAGGAACAUUAUUGCAGUCCAAAUUGGCUGAUGUACUCUUAAUCUUAAUAGUGGUAUGAUCCAGAACCAACCGGGGUAUUUUAUCUUGUUUGGUUUUGCUUUGUUUGGGAAAACAAUUUUAGGUAAUUCUUCAGGGAACGUAAAACAAGGCAAGGGACUACCUAAUUAAUGGUAGGUUACGGUACUGCAAGUAUAGCACAACAGUAGGACUUCAUGGCAACAGCUCCUGAAGGUAGCAAGAUAGGUAGAUAUGGUGUUUAAGGCAGCAUACGAGAUAUUUUCCUUUAGUGACAGAGACAUGGAAGACAUGCUAGAACUGUAAGAUAUCAUUCACAGCAGCAUAUGGUUCUGGUAACCACAUUACAGGAAGAAAAUGACAGUGGUAGGGAGGGUCAGUUGUGAAAGGAUCUUGCCAGAGACUGAAGUUUAGUGACGAGGUGAGAUUAACUAAUUUAAAUUUGCAUUUUUGGAACUGAAGAGACUGGGAUGUUAAAUGUUGUGAUAGGCUUGCGUAGGGUGGACCUAUUUCCCUUAACAGAGAAGUCAAUAAUUAGGGACUGCAAGUUUAGGGGGUUGGGUAGAAAGAUCAGUGGGCAUCUGUGGGGAGAAAGUGAAUGUUGUGAUAGAGUAAUGGUUUGGGGGGUGGGGGGGGAGCAGAAGGGGUUGGGUUUGGAGGGUCUGGAACUUGUACCUGAAUUUAAAAAGUAGUUGGAUAAGAUUUUGAUGUGUAGUCCCCUACAGGGCUACAAACCAGGAGCUGGAAGUAGCAUUAGUCAGAGUAAAAUACUGCCUUGACUAGUAUGGACAUGAUAGGCACAGGAGGCUGCCAUUCAGCCUUAAAUUUAUAUUGAGGCAUUUUUGAAUACAAUGGUUAUUCCUUCAGAUUCAGUAAGAUAUUGUUUGUUUUUUCUCUUCACUUUUAUUUCUUCACUGAGAAUUUUAUUUUAAAGGAGCAAUCUGCUCAAAAUUUGUCCUGGUCAUUAAUUUGAACAAUGGCUGAGGGAUCUUGUGCACAAAUUGAUUGUAAAUUUUUUUUGUCUACAUAACUGACUGAAAUUCCACAAAUCAUUCUUUGGGCUGUAAAUCAUUUUGGAAUAUCCAAAGCACGUCAAGAGCACUUUAUAAAUGUAAGUUCUGAUUUUACUUUUCAUUGGCUGAGUCUUCAAUACAUCCUGCAGUAUUUACUAUUUUUGUUUUUGCUCGACUUUAGCCAUUAGCUUCUCUCAUCACAUUUAUCCCUUUGGAGAAUAGUGCAAAGGAGAGGAAAGAAUCGCAACUGCUCAUAUUUUUAAAAUGCUUAACGUAGCAAGAUGUCCCAAGGUGUUCGAAACAUAAUCUGACUGGGGCAGCAACACACUUUCCAUUACUAUUAUCCCUUUUAUACUAGCUGGUGGGAAGCUUAAUCCUGCACAGUGUUGAGAGCUUUAUAGACUCAAACAUUGUGUUUAUUCAUGAGGAGGAUAGGGUAGAGGGACUAGGAGUGAGCACAGCCAUGUGAUGCUAGUAUUCCAUUGGAUAUUGAUCUGGGAAGCACCUUUAGGUAUAACACAAACACUGCAUGGUAUUCUAUUUUAAUAUUUUGAAGUGCAUUCUGCACACCCUAGGAAGAGUUUGUCCAAUGUGCAAGAUCUCCAGUUUGUUUUAUUACAGACCAUUGUAAAUCCAGGAGUUUAAUUUUUAAACAACACAUAGUCCACACCAUGUUUGUGAAGCCAAACUGAGCAGGACAAUGCUGCUAUAGUAAAGCAAGCAUUGUACCAAGACAAUGCUACUGUAAUAAAUCACUGACAUUACAUGUGUAGCAGCAGUAGGUUUGAUAAAUAUAUCCAAUAUAUUUAUUUCCUGUUGUCUUUCAAAUUUCUGAAAAAUUGCAGUUCCAAUAACUCUACAGCUGAAAACUAUUGUUGAUCUUGGGCCUAUUUUGAGACUUUUUUUGUUGCAUGGAUAUGAAAGAAAAAACAAUUAUAGUUGCUACUUCUGGACGGUCGCCUAUUCAAGAUUAAUACUGUAAGUAUAUUCUAACCACAUUUCAAAUCUGUGUAAAAUCAUGCAUUACAAUUGUUGCAAUGCUUAGUUGCAUUCAAAAAUGUACUUUUUCGGAUUUCUUCCUCAAUGCUGUAACUUGGAAAAGGUUGGGUGUGAAUCAGAAAAGUACGUAAUAGCUAUUCUAGUAUAAUAGUGUUUUAACAGUAAGAUUGAUUCAUCUGUCAAUGUAAAUUGUUAAAAUAGAAUUAUCACAUAGUAAACUGUCAGGUUUAUAAUAGGAAUAAAUUAAUAUUGCCUUGUAUAAAUCAAACUGACAAAUGGAAUAAACUGCUAAUCUGUCAAAUGUUGGGCAUUAUGCUCAGAAAUGAGUGAGAUAUCUUGCAAAUUUUGCUUAUUAAACUGCAUUUUAACAGAUCAAUUUGGGCAGUAGAAUCAAUUAAAUUUACAGAUUAUGUAAAAUUGUUUUCUAUGUUAAUCCCCAUGUUCAUUUGUUAAUUACAGGGGCUAUAUUUUAAGUGAUCCAAUCGGAACGGUAUAGAGUCUUCAAAACAACUUGACCUAGUAAUCAGAGUUGAUACACCGCUUAAUUUGAUAAUUACAUAUGCAACUAAAUGAAGUAAGGAUUGUUACUUUUCUUGAAAAUUAGCAAUUAGAAUAUCUUGUUAAAUUUGCAUGAAAACAUCAAAGUGAAUUUUUUGAUGUUUUACCUAUACGAAGAAUGAGAAAAAUAAACAUUUUGAUUUCUUU
Messenger RNA from Pristis pectinata (smalltooth sawfish), 4869 nucleotides. RefSeq names its product transmembrane protein 184C (gene tmem184c). Gene Ontology annotation, biological process: transport. NCBI's taxonomy places the organism in Eukaryota, Metazoa, Chordata, Chondrichthyes, Rhinopristiformes, Pristidae. Gene Ontology annotation, molecular function: transporter activity. The record is from RefSeq and is a predicted model, not a curated record. The transcript is spliced from 10 exons. The coding region runs from base 499 to 1788 and encodes 429 amino acids.